AUAUUCAAAAUUAAGCUCGUGUGCAACGCGCAGGGAUCCGGAGAAGCACGAGCGCGCCAGAGCCAAUCAACGGUAGCCAUCCAUGUCAACUGCAGAUCUUCAUCCACCAAUUAAAAAUUGCCACGUCUUUUCACAUUCAAUUCCAGGCUUCCGGCUCAAAUAAAAAUUCCUUUCCUUGGGGGAUGGAGAAUAACAGACAGACACCGUUAAUCGAAUCCUAAACCAGUUCGAACUUGAAUUUUGCCUCCCUCUUAUAUAAAUUUCUGCUCCUUCGCUACCAACUCCAUAGAAAAAAAAUUCUAUAGCAAAUAUGGAGGCGGCUGGAAUAGUUUCCUCCCCUGUUCUUCGCUUCUCCGACGCCGGAGUCGAUAAUCGCUUUUUCAAAUUACCUUUCCGUCAACUGGGUAUGGUAAAUUCUAGAGUAUCAUUCAAAGCCAGAGAUGAUACAGGGAUUUUGAGUCGUGGAUUUUCUGAUUCUGGGCAUAUGCAAUACUAUGUGUCCCCAUCUAUGGGUGGAGGACAGAAGCAGAAGGAGAAGAGUAAAGAGAUAAAAACGGACAUGAAGAAAAAUUUGAAGUUGAUUAAAAGAUUGUCCAAAGACUUGGACUUUUUGGUUCGUACGGUAACUGUUGAAGAAUAUGGUAGCCGUUUGAUGCAUGAGGUCAAGGGGAAAACGCUUUCGGAGACAACGGAGGUUUUGCUUGCAGAACUGCAACAUCUGAGAUCAAAGCAAAACGAGCAAAAGAGAAAAAGAAAAGAAGAGAAAACCCGGCGGAAAGCCACAUUGGUCAAAGCCAAGGCCAAGAUUGAUGCUGGGUCAUCCUCCUCCUCCUCAAGCUCUUCAUCAGAGUCAAGCGACAGCGAUUGUGGAGUGGCAAUGGGCAUCAGCAGCCUCAGAAGCAAUGCUCUGAAGCAAUUUAUAGACCACGAAACAGAAGAGGAACAGGAGAAUAAUAAAGAACAAGCCACAUUGGCCGAAAUUAGUUCGUCAAAUCAAGAAGAGGAACAGGAGAAUAAUAAAGAACAAGCCACAUUGGCCGAAAUUAGUUCAUCGAAUCAAGAAGAGAACAACAGUUUCAGUCUUCAAAAUCUCGGAGGAGAUUGCUGCAAUGAGUGUAGCCGGUCAAACAACUCCAAUGAUCAUGAAAGUAGCGGCCUUGCGUCGGGCAGGAGGAUUGAGAUUUGCAUGGGGGGCAGGUGCAAGAAGUUGGGAGCAGUUGCAUUGUUGGAAGAAUUUGAGAGGAAGGUAGGAACGGAGGGUGCCGUAGUGGGGUGCAAGUGCAUGGGGAAAUGCAAGAACGGUCCUAAUGUGAGGAUUCAAAACGAGAGUGCAAAAGGUUCUGUGGAACCUCCAAUCAAUCCUCUAUCACUGUGCAGUAGAGUAGAACUGGAAGACGUAGAUGAGAUUGUUAGAAAUUUUCUGGGCAAAGACAGGAACGAUAAUUGUCUAAUGGCAUCCUCUUGAAGAGACCUGUUUAUUUUCUGAACAUUUCGCUAAUUGUGAGGAUUCAACAUUCGUUUUCUUAGGGUGAUUUCAUAUGUUGCCAGAGAAAUUUCAUACAAUUCAACAUUA
Molecule: messenger RNA, 1573 nt
Organism: Hevea brasiliensis (rubber tree)
Lineage: Eukaryota; Viridiplantae; Streptophyta; Magnoliopsida; Malpighiales; Euphorbiaceae
Product: diacylglycerol O-acyltransferase 3
Exons: 2
Coding region: 311-1465 (384 amino acids)
Source: RefSeq, a predicted model, not a curated record